AUGCCCGCAGACCGCUCCUCAUUCAAGAUCGACUAUGAACGACACCCGCGCAGCUCGCUCAAGGAGUGGCUGAAGCAGCAUCCGGACAAUGAACGGCACCCGCGCAGUUCGCUCAAAGAGUGGCUAAAGCAGCAUCCGGACUACAAGGCCCCUCCGCCCCGACGGCCCCCUCCCAAGAACGCUCCACCUCCGCUCCUAUCCCCCGAAGAACUCGAAAUCUCUCUGUCUCAUUUCACCCCCGAGUUUCGCGCGCGGUGGUUGGCGGCGUGCGCGCGAAUGAAGCAGGCGAUGGAAGGCACUCUCCCGCCUGACGCGCCACCCGUCUACUACUCCAAGGUGUACAGCUACUUGCCCCCGCAGGCCGCCAUCCCGGAGAACACGCCGUACGAGAAGCAGCCCGUGCGCAUGACGCACAGCGGGAUGUGGAUGAAUCGCCUCUCGGACGAACUCAUGGACCUCGUCCUCGAGUUCAAGCACGGGAGCGUCGAGGCUGGGCUGAAGUGUGUGAAGGAUGGCCAGGCGCGCGUCGUCGAUGUGAUCGGGGGACGCCCCGAGCCGGACGAUCCAUCUGUCCAGGAAAUUGACCUCCCGGGCCAAAGCUACUUCGUUCGCCUCUGGACCGGACACAUGGAUUACAAUCGAACUGUUUGCUGGAACGUCGUGGAUCGCAAGACGGGCAAGGUCCUCCGGAAGCCGCGUUUUCUCAAGAUGUUCGCAACGGACGACAAAGAACUCUACCGCCACGAGAUCUUCUCGUUGGAGAGGAACCGUGGUGUUGAAAAACCUGCUGCGGAGACCUUUAUCGCGCACGACGGCGAGCGCGUCGAGUUUCACGUUCGCAAGAAGUUGGUGAAGACGAUCCGGCUUCCGCAGCGCGCAAGUGAGCAACUGCUUGUAGAGCAGAAGCCGCUGGAAGUGCUUUUCGAGCUUAGCCUUGAUUAG
Messenger RNA from Schizophyllum commune H4-8, 942 nucleotides. RefSeq lists its product as uncharacterized. The transcript has 2 exons. Lineage: Eukaryota; Fungi; Basidiomycota; Agaricomycetes; Agaricales; Schizophyllaceae. The coding region runs from base 1 to 942 and encodes 313 amino acids. The record is from RefSeq and is a predicted model, not a curated record.